Molecule: messenger RNA, 5832 nt
Organism: Physeter macrocephalus (sperm whale)
Lineage: Eukaryota; Metazoa; Chordata; Mammalia; Artiodactyla; Physeteridae
Gene: RUFY2
Product: RUN and FYVE domain containing 2
Cellular component (GO): cytoplasm
Molecular function (GO): single-stranded DNA helicase activity
Source: RefSeq, a predicted model, not a curated record
AGGAGAGUGGCAGCUGCAUUGGGAACCUGAUUAGAACAGAACAUGUAAAGACAGUUUGUGAUGGACAAUAUUUACAUAAUUUCCAAAAUAAAAAUGGUGCCAUGCCUAUCACAAAUCUAAUGGCAGGUGACAGAAUUAUUUUAAGUGGAGAAGAGAGAACAUUGUUUGCUUUGUCUAGGGGGUACAUGAAGGAGAUUAACAUGACAACUGUAACCUGUUUAUUAGACAGGAACUUGUCAGGACUCCCAGAAUCAACUUUGUUCAGAUUGGACCAGGAAGAAAAACAUUGUGAUAUAGAUACCCCAUUAGGAAAUCUUUCUAAACUGAUGGAAAAUACUUAUGCCAGCCAAAAACUUCGAGAUUUAAUCAUUGACUUUCGCGAACCACAGUUUAUAUCCUACCUCAGUUCUGUUCUUCCACAUGAUGCAAAGGACACAGUUGCCUGCAUUCUAAAAGGUUUGAAUAAGCCUCAAAGGCAAGCCAUGAAAAAGGUACUUCUUUCAAAAGACUACACCCUCAUCGUGGGUAUGCCUGGAACAGGAAAAACAACUACCAUAUGUACUCUUGUAAGAAUUCUCUAUGCCUGUGGUUUUAGUGUUUUAUUGACCAGCUAUACACACUCGGCUGUUGACAAUAUUCUUUUGAAGUUAGCAAAGUUUAAAAUUGGAUUUUUGCGCUUGGGUCAGACUCAGAAGGUACAUCCAGAUAUCCAGAAGUUUACAGAGGAGGAUAUUUGCAGAUCAAAAUCCAUUAGAUCCUUAGCUCUUCUAGAAGAACUCUACAAUAGUCAAGUGUAUAGUGAUAUACAAUGUGAGAAUGUCUCAACUUCCCCUUCAUUCCUGAAGCUUAUAGUUGCAACAACAUGUAUGGGAGUAAACCAUCCCAUAUUUUCUCGUAAAACUUUUGAUUUUUGUAUAGUGGAUGAAGCCUCUCAAAUUAGCCAACCAAUUUGCCUAGGGCCACUUUUUUUUUCGCGGAGAUUUGUGUUGGUGGGGGAUCAUCAGCAGCUUCCUCCCCUGGUACUAAACUGCGAAGCAAGAGCUCUUGGCAUGAGUGAAAGCUUAUUCAAGAGGCUGGAACAGAAUAAGAAUGCUGUCGUACAGUUAACCGUGCAGUACAGAAUGAACAGUAAAAUUAUGUCCUUAAGUAAUAAACUGACAUACGAAGGAAAGCUGGAGUGUGGAUCAGACAAAGUGGCCAAUGCAGUGAUAAACCUACCUAACUUUAAAGAUGUAAAGCUGGAACUGGAGUUUUAUGCUGAUUAUUCUGAAAAUCCUUGGCUGGUUGAAGUUUUCGAGCCAAAAAAUCCUGUUUGUUUUCUUAACACAGACAAGGAGAACAUGAAAGUCUUUGUCAUAUAUUGGGUGAUUUUCAAAGAAGAUAAAGCACUGUUUUCCUUGCUUUUUCCAAACCAUCAUGAUCUUCUCUGUUGCCUAUUUAUAAUCCGGAUAUGCUGUAAAAUCAGUGCCUGGUUACAAUGUGAAGAUAACUUUUAUCCCAAGGCUACAAAAGACCCUACAGCUGUAGAGAGAGCAAACUUGUUAAACAUGGCUAAACUCAGUAUUAAAGGACUCAUUGAAUCUGCUCUAAGCUUUGGCCGCACUUUGGAUUCUGAUUAUCCCCCUUUGCAGCAGUUCUUCGUUGUAAUGGAACAUUGUCUGAAACAUGGUCUUAAAGUAAGAAAAUCAUUUUUGAGUUAUAACAAAACUAUAUGGGGCCCUUUGGAACUGGUGGAGAAGCUGUACCCAGAAGCAGAGGAAAUAGGAGCUAGUGUCCGGGAUUUACCUGGUCUUAAGACCCCCCUGGGUCGUGCAAGAGCGUGGCUUCGAUUAGCCCUCAUGCAAAAAAAAAUGGCUGACUACCUGCGUUGCUUAAUUAUUCAAAGGGAUCUCUUGAGUGAAUUCUAUGAGUAUCAUGCACUAAUGAUGGAAGAAGAAGGAGCAGUAAUUGUUGGGCUGCUGGUUGGCCUGAAUGUGAUAGACGCUAAUCUGUGUGUAAAGGGAGAGGAUUUAGACUCACAAGUUGGAGUGAUUGAUUUUUCUAUGUAUUUAAAGAAUGAAGACGAUAUUGGAAAUAAAGAAAGGAAUGUUCAAAUUGCUGCCAUAUUAGACCAGAAGAAUUAUGUUGAAGAAUUAAAUAGACAACUGAACAGCACAGUCAGCAGUCUCCAUUCAAGAGUUGACUCUUUAGAAAAGUCAAAUACUAAGCUGAUUGAAGAGUUAGCAAUAGCAAAGAAUAAUAUCAUUAAACUCCAAGAAGAAAAUCAUCAACUACGAAGUGAAAAUAAAUUGAUUUUAAUGAAAACACAGCAGCACCUAGAAGUUACCAAAGUAGAUGUGGAAACUGAGCUUCAAACAUAUAAGCAUUCUAGGCAGGGGCUAGAUGAAAUGUACAAUGAAGCCAGAAGGCAGCUUCGAGAUGAAUCUCAGUUAAGACAAGAUGUGGAGAAUGAGCUGGCGGUACAAGUUAGUAUGAAACAUGAGAUUGAACUUGCCAUGAAGUUGUUGGAGAAAGAUAUCCAUGAGAAACAAGAUACGCUGAUAGGCCUUCGACAACAACUAGAGGAAGUUAAAGCAAUUAACAUAGAGAUGUAUCAAAAGUUGCAGGGUUCUGAAGCUGAUUUGAAAGAAAAAAAUGAAAUAAUUGCCCGACUAGAAGAAAAAACCAAUAAAAUUACUGCCGCCAUGAGGCAGCUGGAACAAAGAUUGCAGCAAGCAGAGAAGGCGCAAAUGGACACUGAAGAUGAGGACAAGAAAUAUCUACAAGAAUGCCAGAGUAAAUUUGACGGUCUGCAGAAACAAAUCUCCCAAAAGGAGAAACAGCUGGUGCAACUGGAAACUGAUCUGAAGAUUGAGAAGGAAUGGAGGCAAACUUUGCAAGAAGAUCUUCAAAAGGAGAAAGACACCUUAUCUCAUCUUAGAAAUGAGACCCAACAAAUCAUUAGUCUUAAAAAAGAGUUCCUUCACCUCCAGGAUGAAAAUCACCAGUUGAAAAAAAUAUAUCACGAACAGGAGCAAGCUCUUCAAGAACUUGGCAACAAACUUAGCGAAUCAAAACUUAAAAUAGAAGAUAUAAAAGAAGCCAACAAAGCAUUGCAGGGACUGGUUUGGUUGAAAGACAAAGAAGCAACACAUUGUAAACUUUGUGAAAAGGAAUUCUCACUCUCUAAGAGAAAGGUAAGGGAGAUAGGAAGUGAGUCCAGUUAUGUUGCAAAUAUGGCUAAUUUUACUCAAUUUUUUUCUCUGAUUUUUCCAUUUAAUAGCACCACUGUAGAAACUGUGGGGAAAUUUUCUGUAAUGCUUGCUCUGACAACGAACUGCCUUUGCCUUCUUCACCAAAGCCAGUACGGGUUUGUGAUUCCUGUCACGCAUUACUGAUUCAAAGAUGCUCAUCUAACUUGCCCUAAUACUCCAGAACUAAAUUCUUAUGUAUGAAAAGUACCUACGAUGAAUGCUAUGUAUGAAUGUGUAUACAGCGUAUUCAGACAGUCCUUAAGCAGCUUUCAGACAGCAUUGGUACCAGUUUUACUUUCCACAUAUUCAACUCACGGGAAUUAUAAAUUGUAUAAUUUGACACUUCCUUCCCCACUGUAAUUCAGAAUUUGAUAGGGCAUGCUUUACAGUAACUUUAUCCUAAUUCCUGAUGUAGUAAUCAUGUAACUCUUUUCUUAAUGCCAUUGAGAGGUCAGAUAGCAUAGCUAACACAUUUGCCUUAUUUUGUAAAGACCUUAAAAAUAGGGCUUCAGAUUGUUUUAUUCUCCAGAUUGUCAAACUGAUAUUUGAUGGUGCCUGUAAUUUUCUUAAUGCACUUUAAAGCUUCACAGUUCUGAAAGAUCGGAAAUGCACAUUUUAGAAGUAUUUAUAUUUCAACACAUUUUUCAUUACCUUGGUAAGAUUUCAACAAUAUUUAUUUGCUCUGCCUUCCUCUGCCCAUUUUGCAUUAGAAAAGGCCUUCCUUUUCUAAAAAGUCAAUGUGACAUUUGCUGAUAACUUUCAGAUAACAGCGCGUUACAGAGGUAUUAUUUUGCCUGAAAACUUUUUAUUUUGAAAGUUAAAAUUCCAUAUGCAGGGCUUCCCUGGUGGCACAGUGGUUGAGAGUCCACCUGCCGAUGCAGGGGACACGGGUUCGUGCCCCGGUAUGGGAGGAUCCAACAUGCCACGGAGCGGCUGGGCCCGUGGGCCAUGGCCGCUGAGCCUGCGCGUCCGGAGCCUGUGCUCCACAACGGGAGAGGCCACAACAGUGAGUCCCGCUUACUGGGGGGAAAAAAAAAUUCCAUAUGCAUUUCUUAGGGAGGACUCAUAUCCCCUUUGAAAGUCAAAACAUAAAUAAACCCUUCCCCAGAAAAAAAUGUAGCAGGGAUUACAGGCUACUGAUUUGAUUCUCCCCUAAGCAUUUAAAAAGAAAUCUAAAAUGCAAUAAUAAAACUUUGCUUUUGAUAUGAGUCUUGAGUAAAAAAAUUCUGUAUUGUUUCCAUUCCAUUAACUUUUAGGAAGCAUUACACUGUAGCAGUCUACUACUACAGUAUAUAUACAAAAUAAAAUACUUACCAUUUACUGAGCACCUCCAAGCCAGGGCCUAAAGAUGUGGUUUCAGCCCUGCCAUUAAAUUCAUACUUGAACUAUUUCAAGCAUGAGAUAAACACUAAUCCCUGCCAUAGCAAGAAUUUAAUCCAGUUACCCUUGUAUGAUUAACCAUUUGAACAGCGUGCUCACCACUUGGGGUUCUACUUUUAAGCCUAAUUUAAAUCAUGCACUUUAAGUCUGAGAACCUUUUAAACAUGUCAUAGGUAUCUACAUUACUCCUAAGAGCAUUAAUGAAUCAUGGCUACCUCCCUCCGGCUAGGAUAUGGUUGCUUAUUCUAUAGGAUUAUUUCCUCAGAGUACAGUCUUCCAUUGAAGUUUAAAAUUAAUUUUCUAAAUUGCCAAAGUAUGAAACCAUUAUUUUACUUUCAGAUUUAUCUUCUCCCUAAUCCAGUUUUCAGUGUUCAGUUACAACUGACAUACCAAUUUAUAGGUGGUCCUUAAUGCUGAUAGGAAUAUGAGACGUGAAUUAUAUUCUUGGAACUAUUUUGUACUGAUGGGAUUGGAUUAACAUUUUUAUGAUUGCUGAAAGUGAGAAUAAGCAAAAAUGAGAAGUUUCAAAUACUGUUUUUUUAUAACUGUGCUUAAAUUUAAAAUGUGAUUUUGUUAAAUUCCAAGGCUGGUUUCAUUCAACAAAUAAACCACGAUUUUUAGUCCCCCUUUAAAUUCUUUGCCACUCAAAACUCAUGUCAUCGCCAUUGAUUUGGGCUUUUUGUAGGCAGGCUUUUAUGACAGUAAUACAAGUUGCUCCAUUUUGUUUUGACUUUUAUCUAGAAACCAUUUUACUAAUUUUGGAUUUUGUUACAGAACUGUCAAUUUGUACUUUGUGAACUUCACAUACCAUUCAUUCCCUCAUCUAGGAGUACUACCACAGUAAUGCUAUCAUGGUGCCAAGGAAUUGAUUGUAAUUCUUCUAUCCAGAGUUUUAAAAUGUGAAUUUUAUAUAAUAAAAGAUUUGAAAAAUUAGCCCACUUUAGAAGGCGUACGUUUUAAUAGGGUAAUCCUGGGGAAAUAAAAGCACGUCAUCUUUUUUAAAAAAGUGGUAUGAGCCUAGUACUUAAAUAGGUAAUUAAGGGAGUACAGGCAGUAAGAUGAAUCAUUGCUCCAGCUGAUAGGCUCCACUUAUGUUAUCAAGCUGCCUUCUCUAACAAGCAGAAAUGAUUCCUUAGUCACUCUUUCUAAUCUUCAAUUAGACAUAGUACCUUCUACCAAUUUGAUUUAUAAUCAGUAACUGACACAAAGCAUUCUAGGA